Glossina fuscipes is the source of this 4841-nucleotide messenger RNA. Its product is annotated as very low-density lipoprotein receptor-like. The transcript has 16 exons. Bases 1232 to 4576 code for a protein of 1114 amino acids. Gene Ontology annotation, molecular function: protein binding; calcium ion binding. Lineage: Eukaryota; Metazoa; Arthropoda; Insecta; Diptera; Glossinidae. The record is from RefSeq and is a predicted model, not a curated record.
UUGCAAAAUUUUGGAUUUCAAUUUGCUUUUCUUCGUCCUCUUUCUUCAUAUUCUUAAUCGAAAAAACUAUAUAAUUCAGAAAAAUAUUAAGAAAAACUUUGCAAAUAAAUAAAUAGAAACACUACAGUGGGAUACUGCCCGCUAUUGCAUACCCUAUAUCACUUGGCCUAACACAUUUAUACAUACAAUGGCUUUGGAAAAUAAAUGUUUAAAUGGGGAAUGGUCGACAAAGUGGGAUGGUAACCAUUUUCAAUAGCGGGUACACUGGCGUACAAAAUUUCAUCAAAAUAUCUUAAAAAUUUGUGACGUAGUGUGAUUUGGACAAAAGAAUGCAAGACGGACGCAGGGACAAAAUCAUCAAAAUGUUGUAAAAGUUUGUAAGCCGUGUCUUGAAUACAUGGCAGUUGCCAUAUAACGACUUUUUAAAAUAAUUGCUUAUGCGGGAAGUGGUCGAAAAGCUAUUCGAGCUAUUUCCAAUAGUGUUCGUAUUUUAGCCGAAACAUAUUCGGUGUACUCAAUUUCAUUAAAAUAUUUCGUCAGUUGCCGCCUUUAGGUUGAACAUAAGAAAACAAGAUAGACAGACGGAUGGACAAACUUAUAUAAAAAAUGGAUGCGUAUCAAGUCAGAUUUGUAGAUUAACAUACCAAAGCUAGAUGGACGCAAGAACAGACAGACAAGCUUAAAUCGAGUCGAAAAGUAAUUCAGGAAGCGAAUGAAAAAGGUGAACGAUGUGUUACUUAAUAUAUAUGUUAUAGGGCAUAAUAUAAAAUUGUUAUGACGUGUUUAGGCAUUAUCGAUUUCGUUUAAAAUUUUGAAAAUGAAAAUAAAAGUGUUCGAUUAUUUAAAAAAUUCCAAAGUGUUAGUGUAUGAUCAAUAAAUUUUCGCUUUAGAGCUUUAAAAACAUAAUAUUAUCGUGAUUGGUUAAUUGUUGUUGCCAAUUAAAUAAUGAAAAAAUUUUGAAAAAAAAGUAGUUUAAUUAUUUCCAAUUGAUUUUAUUUUUUUAGUGCAGAUAAUAUAUUAAAAAAAAAAAGACAAAAACAAAAGAAAUAAAACAAUUUACGCUUUAAACAAAGUGUUCAGAUAAAGUGCUCGUUAAAAGAAAAUAAAAAAAAAAAAAUUCAAUUAAAAUAAAAAUUAAAAGAACAAGAAAAAGAAAAGAAGAAGAAGAAGAAUAAACAAAAAAAACAAAAAAAAAAAACAUUAAUCUUACAAUUUGAGACUUUAACGUACAAUGGCCACACUUUGUAUUAGUAAAACUAAUACAACGUCGUUAACUAGCGAACCAAUAAAAGUCAGUAAAUUUUUCAACAAUAGCUCCAGUUAUCAGAGUAAAAUUCAACAAUUGAUUAGCUUGAGUUUCACCUCAUGGAAUUUUUUAUUUAUUACAUUCAUUCUAAGUAUUAGUAAAUUGUGUACUAUAGCAGCGACCGAGUCACCCCAUCAAACCGGUGCUGCUCAUCAUCCCACCAACGCUCCCAAUUUUCUAAUGACAAAUGGUACCGCAUUACUAGAGAAAUUGAAUGCAUUUCGUGUUAAUACAUUGGGGCCACCUACAAAUAAAAAUAAAACUUCUACUGCCGCCGCCUCAUCAGCUACGGAAAACAAUUUAACUGUUUCAGGUGGUGGUGGUGUUAAUGGUGUUGGUAGUGCUGCCACCGGCACUGUAGCAUCAUCUUCAUAUUUCGGCAAUAAAGUCUUCAUGAAUAUGGAUAUAAAAUUUCUAAACGUUUCUGGCAAAAUUGGUACACGUCUCGGCAUAGGACAAAAUGUUACUAGAAAAUGUGCGGAUAAGCAAUUUCAAUGCGGUAAUGGUGCUUGCAUACCAAUACGUUACUUAUGUGAUGGGGAUUCAGAUUGUCCCGAUCACAGUGAUGAAAUGAUUGAAACGUGUAAAUUUAGAGCUUACAACUCUAAUGAGUCCUCCUGCGAAGAGGGUAGAUUCCGUUGUAAUAACGGUAAUUGCAUACCCAACAGAUGGCGAUGUGAUCAAGAGAACGAUUGUGCUGAUGGUUCUGAUGAAACACCUUCAAUGUGCAAAAGCAAAACAUGUUCACCCGAUGAAUUCACAUGUAAAUCCGGUGAAGGUGAAUGUAUACCUCUCGCCUGGAUGUGUGAUCAGAGUAAAGAUUGUUCGGAUGGCUCCGAUGAGGCCUCAUGCAACGAUACCUGCCGUUCUGAUGAGUUUACUUGCGGUAAUGGCCGUUGUAUACAAAGCAGAUGGAAAUGCGAUCAUGAUGAUGAUUGCGGUGACGGGAGCGAUGAGAAAAAUUGCCCGAUAGUGCCGUGCAACAAUCAUGAAUUCACUUGUGGCACUGGCGCCUGCGUACAUCGUCGCUGGCGUUGUGACGGUGAAAACGACUGUUCCGAUGGUUCCGAUGAAGCUGGUUGCUUAAAUCUUACACAAUCAAUAAAUCCUUGUUUGCGCUUGGAAUUCCAAUGCAAAGAUCUCAUUACGUGCAUUAAUUUGGAUUGGUUAUGCGACGGUGAGGCCGAUUGUCCGGGUGGUGAUGACGAACAUCUCGCAAACUGUAAAAACAAAACUUGUCGUGACGAUCAAUUUCAAUGUGAUAAUCUUUCAUGCAUUGCCGGCCAAUUGAUCUGUAAUGGUGUGGCCGAUUGUGCUGACAGAAGUGAUGAACGUAAUUGUGAUUUACACAAACAAACUGUUUGUAAUGCUACUACACAUUUCGAUUGUGGUGGCGGCCAAUGUAUACCUCUUGCCAAAGUGUGUGACAAACAAAAAGACUGCCCCGAUGGUGAAGAUGAACCCGCCAAUAAAUGUGAUAUUAAUGAAUGCUCCAUUGAUAACGGUGGCUGCAUGCACAAAUGUAUCGAUCAACCGAUUGGUUAUCGCUGUGAAUGCGAAACAGGCUACAAACUCAUUAAUAAUCGAACGUGUAUAGAUGUGAAUGAAUGUGCCGAAGAUCCGGGUGCCUGCUCGCAAAUGUGUAUCAAUGAAAUUGGUGGCUUUAAAUGCGAAUGCAUGGAAGGUUACAUGCGAGAUCCCCGCAAUCAUACACGUUGUAAGGCUACCGAAGGACAUGCAUCGCUGCUAUUGGCACGACGUCAUGACAUUAGGAAAAUUGCUUUAGAUCAUAUGGAAAUGACAUCGAUUGUGAAUAAUACAAAAUCGGCGACAGCCUUAGAUUUUGUAUUCCGUACUGGGAUGAUAUUCUGGAGCGAUGUAUCAACUCAAAGCAUUUACAAAGCUCCAAUUGAUGAAGGCAAUGAGAAAACUGUAGUAUUAAAAGCAAGUAGUGUAACAUCAGAUGGUUUGGCAGUUGAUUGGAUUUAUAAUCAUAUUUAUUUCACUGAUACACACAAAGGUACCAUUGAAUUGACCAAUUUUGAUGGUAAUAUGGGUAAAGUUUUAAUUGAAGAUGAACUGGAUAUACCGCGUUCAAUAGCGUUAGAUCCAAUUGAAGGUUGGAUGUAUUGGUCGGAUUGGGGCGCCUCGCCACGUAUUGAACGCGCCGGCAUGGAUGGUACCCAUCGUACUACUAUAGUAAAUUAUGAUGUUAAAUGGCCGAAUGGCAUUACAUUGGAUAUGGUACGUAAACGUAUUUACUGGGUUGAUGGCAAAUUAAAUAUUAUCUCAUCGGCCAAUUAUGAUGGCUCACAACGUCGUCAAAUUUUAUAUUCAACGGAAUAUUUACGCCAUCCAUUUUCAAUAACAACAUUUGAAGAUUACAUAUAUUGGACUGAUUGGGAUAAGCAAACCGUGUUCAAAGCGAACAAAUUCACCGGACAAAACGUCGAAGCUAUAACAGCAAUGCAUAUGUUGCAGCAUCCGAUGGUUAUACAUGUAUAUCAUCCGUAUCGUCAGCCAGAUGGUGAAAAUUAUUGCCAGGCUGUUAACGGACAUUGUUCACAUUUAUGUUUGCCAGCGCCGCAUAUUAAUGAGCGUAGUCCACGUAUAUCGUGCGCUUGUCCCACCGGUCUUAAGCUAAUGGAGGAUGGACAAAUGUGUGUCGAAGACCCAACGUAUACAGCAAGUUUACCGCAACGGCAUAAUGUGAUCAACAUACCAAAGAUUAAUUUUAAUAUUCCCACUUACUCGCCUUUGGAUUUAGAACAGGAAUCAACAAUGUCAACGUCGUCACACUCAUCAUUAUCCGCUUCACAUGAAUUUGACGUCAUAUCGUCGUCUCAUAGCCAAAUACCUCAAAAUGAACACAGAGCCACUGCUAAUGACGACACGAAUAAUGCCACUACUAUUACUCAUCAUAUAGUAGAAAACAGCGCGGUCAACAAACAUACCACCGGUAAUGCUACACAUAGUGGAGAUGGUAGCGUUAUUGCCACCACAACACAACCGGAUUCCGGUUAUAUAGCUUUGGUCGUUAUCGGUAGUCUGUUAGGCUCUUCAUUAGCCUUGGGAGCGCUUUUAUAUCUUGGCUAUCGUCAUUGUAGCAGGCGAUCGAUUAAUUCAAUGAACUUUGAGAAUCCUGUGUAUCGUAAAACGACCGAAGAUCAUUUUAGUCUUGAAAAGAAUCUACCGGUUCGCAUGUAUCCUAGUACGGUAGAUGAAGAGUGUAAAGAACCUCUAAAAGAGCUGGGUACUGAAUGUGUAUAAAGAUUUUUAUGGCAUAUACACAUUUAUACAUACAUAUAUGUAUAUAUGUGGAAAUAUUAAGCAAAGAAAAAGAAAUUUUAAAAGACAUUUAAGGAAAUACUCUCACAAUAACAUUUAAGACUCAAUUAAUUUCAAUCUUGAUCGAAAGAGUUAAAGCGUAAAAGAAAUAAAACUAACUUCAAGGCCAUUCGACAGAAAUUACACAUUACUUUCAAAUUCUGCAAAGUGAUAUAAAUUCAACUUUAAAAAGGCAAAAAAAAACAAA